AUGAGUAACACGUGCAGAGAGCUAAUCGAGAAAAAAAAAAAAAAUAGCAACUCAGCAAUUCACGAGAAAAUAAAGCUAUUCCUCGAGGAAGUUAAUUUUAUUAAUUACACACUUGACGAAUAUGCCAAGGAGAGUCAACGUAGAGAAGAAAUUUCAGACAGGGGGAAGGGACAACUAGGUGAGGUUCCAUCCCAGGGGGAGAACAUCCCCUCCAAGGAGCAGGACGAAAUUUUGAAGGACCUAAUUUUUUGGGAAUUAGGCUUGAAGGAGACCUCUCCAGCUGUGGGAGACGCCAAAAAACUGCUGCUAAUGAUUAGCGAGAAUUUUGAGAAAAUCCAGAACAAGGAUUUCGUACUAACCAUGGAGAAGGCUCUGGACAUACGAAUCGAUGACUUCCGAAGGAACGAAAUAAGUGCAGAUUAUUUUUCCAAAAGGAUAAGUCAGAUACACGCGGACACGGUGGCGCAGCAUGGGAAGGCAGCAGACACGCUCCACCACUGUCGCGGUUGCGUUAUGUCACUUUUUGUCACGUUUUGUCACAACCAACUGGCGCGUGAACUAGAAGAGAGGGAGAAGGAGAAGAACUGCACGACGAUGUGUCGGGAAAAUACAUCAAAGGAGGGUCCCGAAAAUAAUCCACAUGACGAACCUUCUAAGAUGAACUUAGCUGUGGUAUCUUCUAUGGAGCGAGACGCCGGAGAAGCUGCCACAGAAGGGGGGACACUACCCAAUGCUGCCUUCUCUCGAAAUGACAAAUCAGGGGAGUCGAAAUGUUCA
Plasmodium cynomolgi strain B is the source of this 777-nucleotide messenger RNA. RefSeq lists its product as hypothetical. The annotation marks the transcript as partial. Lineage: Eukaryota; Apicomplexa; Aconoidasida; Haemosporida; Plasmodiidae. The record is from RefSeq and is a predicted model, not a curated record. The transcript is spliced from 5 exons.